This is a messenger RNA of Trichoderma citrinoviride, 837 nucleotides long. Its product is annotated as Clavaminate synthase-like protein. The transcript has a single exon. The record is from RefSeq and is a predicted model, not a curated record. Gene Ontology annotation, molecular function: oxidoreductase activity. NCBI's taxonomy places the organism in Eukaryota, Fungi, Ascomycota, Sordariomycetes, Hypocreales, Hypocreaceae. Bases 1 to 837 code for a protein of 278 amino acids.
AUGGUCCCCCGCCUGGAGGCCCCCGAUCUCAGCUACGCCCAGGAGCCCGGUCACGUCCGCAGCGUGGCGGAGACGCUGGGCCAGCGCGGCAUCCUCAAGGUCAGCCUCGGCUUCGCGGACCCCCAGAGCCGCUACCUCGAGCGGCUGCUGCGGAGCCUGCACCAGCACCACGGCCACCAGCUGCCCAUCUCGCACAGCGCGACCCGCGGCUGGUUCUGGGACGUUGUGCCGUCGUCGACCAGCUUCCAGACGGCCAACUGCCAGGCGCGCUCCGAGACAAUGGAGGACUUCCCCUGGCACACGGACUGCAGCUACGAGGACCCGCCGCCGCGCUACUUUGCCCUGCAGGUGCUGCGGCCGGACCGGUGCGGCGGCGGGACGCUGUCGGUCAUGAACGUCGAGCGGCUGAGCGAGCUGCUGUCGCCCGAGGCGAGGGCGGCCCUGGCCAGGCCCGAGUUCCUCGUCCGCACGCCGCCCGAGUUCGUCAAGCGUCCCGGUCAGGAGGAUAUUGUGGCGAGCAUUCUGCUGGCUGACGGCGAGGGCCGGCUGACGAGGAUGCGCUUCCGGGAGGAUCUCCUGACGCCCCUGAGCGAGCGGGCGGCCGCGGCUCUGGGGGAACUGAGACAGGCGCUGCAGCAGCAGGGCGCGGAAGCGAGAGGAAGCCACUCGAUGGCGAGGCUGGAUCUGACGCCUGAAGUACUUCCCGAGGGGUCCAUCAUCAUGAUUGACAAUCGACGGUGGCUGCAUGCGCGGAAUCACGUCAGGGACCCGAAGCGGCAUCUGCGUCGGGUGAGGUGGGAUGCUGUGCCUUUGACUGGCCUGGCUAUAAAAGAGUAG